AAUAAACAUAUGAGAUUGGUAUUAUUUUCUAUAUACAUUCAUUUGAUUUGAAAUUCUAUUUUUACCUGAACGCGAAGAAAAUUUCUCGCAAAAAGAUAGAUAACUACGAUACUUUUUUGGAUGCCAGAAAAGCCCAAAGCUCAUCAAACUGAAAAUAACAAGAAGGAAGGAUCUCUAGCUACGAAGAUUUAUCGAAAAAUUUGCAGAAGCAUUUCUCAUUCGAAUGCUAAUGACCUUUCGUUAACUAAUAUGAACCUAUCUUCUAAGGAAAUCGAUCCGAAUCUUGAUGAUUUGAAUAAUGACAAUGCGAUCGAUGGUCACAAGAAUUCUCAAGACCGGUUAUUAGAGGGUAAUGAGAGACAAGAAAGACUAAAAGAUAAGGGGAAUAAAGGAAAUUCUGGAAAUGGGAAGGAAAAAAAGAAUGAAGCCGAAAUAAAGUAUUCCGGAGAACAACCCAUAUAUUUUAAGAAUUAUCAACACGGCGAUGGAGUUUAUUUAAAUACCGAAAAUAAACCCAUAGAUGGAACAACACCACCCAUCAAAGUAAUCAGCAGUCCCUCGUCUUCCAAAACUGCUUUUUCCCACAAUUCCGGUAAAACUAGCGGACCACGUUCUGGUAAAAAAAUUAGCAAAAAUGGCGAAAGUGACGAGAAAAAAAAGAGAGGCGGGAGUUUUGAUAAUACGGGAGAAGGUACUUUGUUGUUAGUUAAAAAUUCCAAGAGGAAGAUUAGUCACCACGAUUUUAACGAUGGUAGUGUGAGAGAUGCAAACAUCAAAAAUGAAAAUGACAAUAGGAAAGAAAAUAUAAAAAAUGGUGAUGUUCGGAAGGAUAAUGGAGACGAGGAGCUUAUUUCAAAAGUAAAGUCGGAAGUUAAUAAUAAUAAUAGUAAUAUUAAUCAAGAAAAGAUUAAAAAAUCUUCAAGCGCCAAAGGUGACAUUUCUGGCAAUAAUGGAGCUGGUGAAGAUGGUAAAAUUGGAGACUCAUCAUUACCCGGACUAUUGAAUUCUUCGGCUAUUGCUAGAGAAAAUAACUUAAACACAAAAGAUUUGGACAAGUUACCUUUCUCAGAACGAAUAAAAUAUCAAUCUCCUGAAAGCUUAGAUUAUCCCGUUAAUUCGACAUCCAAGGAUCCUUACAGGAAUGCUUUAACAUGGAUAAAGGGAGAAAAAGAAACAAAAGAGAACAGCAACAAUAAAGAACAAUCUUUGGUUAGAUCCCCCGAAGCUUUGGAUUUAAACCAGCAUCCUAAUUUUGUGGAAACAAAAUAUUUAUCUCCCGAUGGCUUAGAUCGUCCUCUCGAUUCCGGACUCAACGAUGCUCCUGGGCCAUGGUUAGAAGGGAAAGAAAACCCCCACAGUUUAGUUAUACCGGUAGAUUCCGAUUUCAAAAAUGACUCCCGCGGGAAUUCAGAUAAAUGGUUAAAAGGGAAAGAUAAACCUGAAGACUUGGAUCGCCCGAUUGACUCCGAUUUCAAAGAUGGAACUCAAAAAUAUUCGGAAAUAUGGUUCAAGGGCAAUGCAGAAUCGUCCGAGCAAACUGAUCAUAUUCUAAACGGACUCGUUGACGAUACGCUAACCGAAAAAGAUGAUAAUAGCUCGAUGAUGAUUUCCUCAGACACCGACAAAAAUGGAGAAACCCUUAAGAAUUCGAAAGUAGAAAAAUCUCCCUACUUGAACCAUUCAUCGUUUCCGCCAAAAGUUUAUGAUAAAAAAGCGGCCGAAUCCCACAAUAGUCAAAAAGCUUUACUAUUAACCGAUUCUACACAGUUAAUGACUGCUGGUACUAUAGGGAGCAUGGGCCUAAUUACGUUCGUAAAACCUAAGAGUGUGACAGUUGAUAACAGACCUCAUCUCGAGGAGAUAAAACAUUCUUGUUGCGAUUUGGCUAAGAUUCGCUGGUCUGAAAUAACCCGGUUACAGGAAGUUGUGAAUGAAUUUCAAUCAGGAAACACUUCCGUGAAAAAUAUUGAGAAUAAUGGAAAAAUUGAAACAUCAAACAUUAUAUCCAAUAUAAAUUGCAAAGAAUCGAAUAUUCUUUCUAAAAAUAUACUAUUUGCAGAGGCUAAUAUCGCUACAAAUUCUGAUGAGUCUAAGAAAUCGUUUCUUAAUCUUAGUGACACCGAGAAAAGUUCUUUAGACAUAAAAGAGGACAAUACAACAAAAAUUAUCAAUACAGUAGAAAAAGAUGAAAAGAGUCAGGAUGGACGUAAAUCACCUAAAGAUGAUGCCAACACUAAAUCAACAGACGGGGAAGUUAAUUCGACAAUUGAUGAUAAAGUGUCUCAAAAUUCUAUUCUAGAAAAUACAGAAAAGAUAAACGCUAAAGUGCAAAUUGCUAACGAUUACUCAGCCAAACGAAAUAUCGAAGAAGAUAAUAAUACAAUUAACAAAGAAGACAUAAAAGAGGACAAUACUACAAAAAUUAUCAAUACAGAAGAAAAGGAUGAAGAGAGUCAGGGGGAACGUGAAUCACUUAAAAAUGAUGGCCACACUAAAACUACAGAUGGGGAAGUUAAAUCACUAGAUGAUAAUGUUCAAAAUCUUAUUCAAGAAAAUAUAAAAAAGGUAAACGCUAAAGAGCAAGUUGCUAACGAAAACUCUGCCAAACAAAAUACCGAUGAAGAUAAUAAUACAAUUAACAAAGAAGGUGAGGUAAAAUUGUUGCAUCAUAGGAUCGAUUUCUCGAGUGGAAACGAAAGCAAAUUGAUAGCUGGUUCUUUAUUGGCUGGAGCCGCUGUUGGCGGUAUGUAUCUUUUACACAAACCUAAGUCAAAUGGGGAUAUAGGAGGAUCCGACAAGUAUGACAAUGAAGUGGAUACAAAUCAAAUAGAUGAAAAUAUUGAGAGAAAAACGGGCAAGAAGAGUGCUCUCCCUACCAAGGGUACUAAAGAACAAAUUCAAUCAAAUAACCUCGUGAAUAAUAGUAAUGAUGAUAAUCUGAUUAAAACAACGAAUGAUGUUGAUGGAAAAGGCGGAAAUGACGUAAGAACUAAUAAUAUUAGUAAAUCAAAUGAGGAAGUCGAGCCAUUAAUAAUACCGAGUCACAUUCAGAGGAAAGUUUCAACGGGAUUGGCAAAACUUGAUCAAUUAUCCAUUGUUGAAAAGCGCAAUAACAUAGUUAACGGCGAUCAAAGUAAUCAAAAUGGUUUAAGGAAGAAAAAUUCUACCGGAUCUAAUCCAAGCCAUAAAUUCCAUUCUCAGAAUGAAAAAAAGAUUGAUUAUGCAAUAAAUCGCAGGAAAUCUGAUAUUCCGGCGUCACCUAUGAAAAAAUGGGCCUCAUCGCUAGCCGUUGAUUCAGCAAAUGAUUACAACAUCAAAAGACCGUCUUUUAAUGCUAAACCUCUCCGUACCAUACCUUCAUUCCUGAGUGACAAGAGUAAGAAAAGGCAGAUAACGAUCCCUAAUUCAAUGAAGCAUGCUUCAUCGCACACCCUAUUGCCGAGUCUCCCCAUUAUGUCGACGCAGAUCGGCGCUUACAAAUAUGGAAGACAUAUGCCAGAAUGGAAUCCAGCGGAUAGAUCCUUUAAAAAGAGGAUAAAAGGCAGACCAGUUAUAUUUUACGCUCCGACCAAAUAUUCGUUCGAAACCUCCAGUAACACGAACUCCAUUUCGUCGAGCCUUAUAGCUUUUAAACCGAGAGCUGAUUUAUCGAUAGAUUGGGUGUAUGGAUAUCAAGGAAAGAAGGGGAGAAAUAACGUUCAUUUAUUGAAAUCUCAAAAUGAGUGGGUGUAUCAUACAGCCUCCAUGGCUAUUAUACUAAAUUUGGGGAAUGGCGAAAGGAAACAGAGGAUAUAUUCGGGACACAGGGAAGAAAUCAAAUGUAUUGCUGUACAUCCCGAACGCAUCAUAGUAGCCAGCGGGCAAACCGCCGGGUUAAAGGAAAAAACAAGCGUUCAGGUACCUUCUAUAUCGAACAGGAUAUCUCUCAAGACUAGUAAAUAUAAUCAUCCUGCCGACGCGACGGAUACCUUUGACGAUGAAUACUAUUAUUUCAAGCCUCACGCAAGGAUAUGGGAUUCGUCGACGUUACAAACUUUGGCCGUCAUUUUUGACAAAAGUUUUGAGAAAGCCAUUACUUGCAUUUGCUUUUCACAAACGGAUGGCGGUAAAUUACUCGCAGUGAUAGAUGAUUCUAGUGAUCAUAUCCUCUCAAUAUGGGAUUGGGAAAGAAGUACUAAAUUAAUAGAGACUAAAACCGGUCCAGAUCAAAUAUUAUCACUCAAAUUUUCUCCAUUCAAACCCGGUUUUAUUGUCAUUUGCGGCAAAUCUAAUUUAACACUUUGGAAAAUUAUUAAAGACGAUUCCAAAUCAGGUGAAAAGAGAGAUCAUUUAUCCACCCUAAGCAAUUCGUUAAGCUUGGUUAGAAAAAAUGCUACUUUUGAUAAAAAUGAUAAACCAAAAUUUGUGAUUUGCUUAGCAUUUUUACACGAUGGAAAUCUACUCACCGGUGAUUCAAAUGGUUCUUUAAUGCUUUGGUCCAAAGAUGACAUGUCUCUGAUAAACAUUUUGCCAAACAUUCACCCUGGCGGUCUAUUUUCCAUUAUGGUCUAUCAAUGCUACAACGGUAAAAAAAUAGGAAGUGAUAUUAUAGCAACGGGUGGGAAAGAUAGAAUCAUUAAAACCUGGGCUCCUCAUUCAUUCGAAUUAUUAACUCAAACAACCCAGCUGGACGAAAAUUUGGGUGCCAUAAGAGUGAUAUGCCCUGGACUCAACUUUCAAAAUGAUGAUAAGAAUACCAUAGGGGAAAAGGAGUUAUCAAAAAAUGAAGUGAAAGCUACCAAUAAUGAUAUCUCAGACAAAAAACUCCUAAGCAAUUCUGUUAGUCUCAACGGGCUAGACAGUGGUAAUUGUAUUUUGAUAGGCACUACCAAAAAUUGCUUAUUGCACGGAAAUUUUAAAGAUGGAUUCAGUGUUUUAAUUCAGGGUCACGUUGAUAUAAUAACCGGUUUAACUUACCACCCAUCUAAGGAUGAAAUGCUAACCACCGACCUGAACGGGCAGAUUAAGUUAUGGGACUGUAGAAGGCGUAGAUGCAUUUUUUACCGAGAAAUAACUGAAUCCGCCACUUGCGCUUGUUUUAGUCCUACGAGUGAAAAUUUGGUGGCUAUUGGUACUAAUACAGGAUCCUGGAUUGUGUUAAAUUUGGAAGAUAAGCAAAUCAUAGGCCAGUAUGGCAAUGAUACUGAUGUCAUAUAUUGUCUUUCAUAUUCUCCAAGUGGAGAUUAUAUAGCCGUAGGUUCGCAAGACACCAAAAUAUACGUGUACAUCAUUACAGACAAGGGUUACAAAUAUGAAAAUUAUUGUCAGUUUAAAGGCCAUUCUUCCAGAAUUACACACUUAGAUUGGUCAGUACCAUAUGAAGGUUCAUAUUACCUUAGGAGUAAUUCUUCCGACUGUGAAUUGCUAUUUUGGGAUGUAAACACGAAACAACAAAUGUUCAUUCACGGCGCACAAAAAUCGAACCAAUAUGGUAAUAAUAACUCAGAAUUCAUAAGGGAUAUUCGUUGGGCUACCCAAAAUUGUGUGAUAACUUUCGAAGUUAUAGGAAUAUGGGGAAAAGACCUAAGUGGCAACGAUAUAAAUUGUAGUACAAAAUCUAACAAUAACUUGAAUGAAAUUGGUCGACAAAAGCUAUUAGGUAUAGGUGACGAUUCUUGCAAAGUGCGUUUAUAUGCGUUUCCUACUAAUCCUAUUCCAGAGAUAAACAAACCCAUGAUCUAUUCUGGACACACGAGUCAUGUUACUAAUAUAACCUUUUCUCGUUCGGACGAUUUUUUAAUAUCGACUGGUGGCAAAGAUACCACUAUUAUACAAUGGAAGUAUAGUCAAUGGUGCGUAGUUUUAUUAUCCCUCUCUUAUGCUAAAUUUACAUGCUUAUUGUUUCACAAAAAAUUCUCUAUUAUUUACAAAAUAGUAAAACUUAAAAUAAUUUUUUUUUACAUCUAUAUAAGAAUCUACAUUUUUAAAGCAAAUUAUAAAAUUCUACCAAAAAUUAUUAUAAACUAAAGUUAUAAUGUUGUG
This is a messenger RNA of Gordionus sp. m RMFG-2023, 6021 nucleotides long. RefSeq lists its product as uncharacterized. Gene Ontology annotation, biological process: microtubule cytoskeleton organization. Gene Ontology annotation, cellular component: mitotic spindle. The record is from RefSeq and is a predicted model, not a curated record. Bases 121 to 6006 code for a protein of 1961 amino acids. Gene Ontology annotation, molecular function: microtubule binding. The transcript has 25 exons. NCBI's taxonomy places the organism in Eukaryota, Metazoa, Nematomorpha, Gordioida, Chordodea, Parachordodidae.